Messenger RNA from Adineta steineri, 2886 nucleotides. The record is from the annotation of a GenBank genome assembly. NCBI's taxonomy places the organism in Eukaryota, Metazoa, Rotifera, Eurotatoria, Adinetida, Adinetidae.
AUGUUUUGGAUUUUUAUUUUUUUAUUAUUUAAUUCUGUUGUGACAGAUGAUUCAAUGGAAAAAUUUAAAUCGUGUAAUAAUGAAGCAUGUAUUUUAAUACAAUGUUAUUUUCCUGUUUCGGAAUUUUUAACUGCAACACAGAAUGAAAUAGAAUUAUUUGAAAAUUUUAUUGAAUUAAAUCAUGUUUUUGUUAGUUAUCAUUUAUGCAAUGAUCUAUCGGCAGAUAAUAUAGAUGAAGUUGGCGCAUGUAUUUAUGGUGUACUUUUCAAACUUUAUCAGUUAGCGAUUCCUGUUUUUUUUGAUUGUUUCGAAAUUUAUUUAUUUAGAUUUGAUGCAAAUUUAACUAUUCAUCAACGUAUGCAUGUUCAACAAGCACAAAUACAAGAAGAAUCAAUAGCUAUUGUAAUUGAUAUGAUAUCGGCAAUUCUCUAUCGAGUUCAAUCGAUAGAUGAUACAAAUCAAUUAGAAGAUUUCAUUCAAAAAUCAAAUAAAGAAGAAGAUGUUGUUGUUAUCAAUGCUCAAUCAUUAACACCUAAAGUACAUCUUGAUAUUAGUCGAAUUAUUUUAAAUUAUGGUCAAUGGUUUACUUUUAUUUAUUCUACUAAUAUAAAUAACAGAAAAACUAUUUGCUUGUAUGAUAUUCAUCCGAUGGGUAAUGAUUUAACCUUGCUUAAAUGUGGAAUGGAAGAUAAUAUACAAACAAUAUUGGAACAACAAAUUGGAAUGAAAAAUACACGAUCAGCUACUAUUAAAAGAUUUUCUGAUCUAACUUAUAUAAAUGUAUUUCAACGAACUUUACCAACAUUAUUUUACAUAUAUGAUCAUUCAACUUUUACUUUAAUAACAAAUAAAAAUAUUAUCAUAAUUCCUGUCAAUAUAUUGAAUUUUAAAACAAUAGAUAUUGCGAAUCAUAUGUUUUUACAUGGUCCAUAUCCAUUCUAUCUAUAUUGGUCACCGAAAAAAAAUACAUUUCAACGUCUUGGUGAUCAUCCGUCAAAUGAACUAAUCAAUAUUCUUCUUAACGAAGAACAAGAAACUGAUUUAAAAAAUAUGUAUGGAAUGUUUGACGAUGAAGUUCGAUAUAUAUCUGAAACUUGUUGUAAUGAAAUUGAAACUAAUCCAAACGUUCAUUUUCUUAAAACUUCUAAUGAUUAUUAUGCCUAUCGAGAAAAAUAUCCUAAAAGUGCAAUACUAUUUACCGUUAAAUGGGAUUCAACAUCAAAAUUAGCUCGUAAAACAUUUCAUAAUCUAUCAUCACGUCUUAAUAAUUAUUUACCAAUGAUCGAUAUUGAUUGUUUCGAUUGGACAGAUAUAUGUAAUAAUGAAAAUAUCUAUCAAUGGCCAACGUUAAUUCUAACUGACUUAACAACAAACAAAAUCUAUCAAGGUAGUACAAAUGAAAAUGAAAUGGCAUUAAAUUUAUUUCGAUUUUCUGUUUCUCAACCCUAUGAAAUUACUAAUGAUUCAAAUAAGGUAUUAGCUGAAAGUUUAUUAAUCGAACAACAAGUGAUUGUUUUAGCAAGAAUUCAAUAUGAAGAAAAAUCUUUAUAUGAUACUUAUAAAAAAUUAGUUGAUAUGUUUUUAAAUAAUGAACAUAUCUUUUUUAUGUUUCAAUAUUCAACGGAAAGUUCUUGUUUGAUUAUUAAACAAAAAUAUGGUGAUAUUAAUUCAUCAUUUGAACCAAAAACAACGAUUUAUCCAUUGAAUGAAGAUUUCGAUCAUCUUCAAACAUUAAUCAUCAAUGCUCUUCAAAUAUCAUUGAUUCCAUUUAAUCCAAUAGAUUUUAUCAAAUCAACAUCAUCUUUAUUUAUAGCAGCAAGUCAUACACAACUUGUACAAUCAAAUAAUUUACCCGUUGAAAUUCCUUUAGUUUGGAUUGAUACAAACUCCCCAUGGAUUCUUACUAUAAAUCAAUAUGGUCAUAUAACUUAUCCAGCAAUAAUUUAUAUAAAUUAUUCAACUGGAUAUGUUUAUGUCAAUUCAACAUUGACGGAUAUCACUACAUGGGUGAAAGCUGUUGAAAUGGAAUUAAUAACACCUUUUUAUGAAUUAUCAUCCGAUGAAAAACCAUUACAGAAAGAAAUUGAUUUUAAUAAACAAAUCGUUGAUGAAGAAUUACUCAAUGAAUAUAGUUUAAUUCAUGAAGAAAGUGAAAAAAUCAAUGAACAUGGAAUAGAUUUUUUUGUAUCUGAUUUAACAAUGAUUUCAUUAACAUCUACUAAAUUAUUAAAAAGAAAAAAUGAAAUUUCAAAAAUUAUUGAAGAGACAAAUCGUUGUCUACAUAUUCAAUGUAGUACGAAUGAUUUAUCGUUAUCCGAAAUAAAAAAAGAUUUAUAUCGAAAUAAAACUAACAUGAAUAUAUCUUCUCUAAGUAAUGAAACGGAUGAUGAACAAUUAGAAACGUCUCAAUAUGAAAGUAAUAACAUUAUACCAUGGUGGGAGGAUAAUCAACAAGAUGAUGAAUUCAAUUCUGAUCAAGUAUUAACAAUAUCUGAUGAAACUUUACAGAAAAUUGUUCAUGGUGCACUUCAAUUGAUGUCAAAUGAUUCAACAAAAAAAGUACAAAAACGAAUCAAAACAUAUGUUGAUCGAAAAAGAUUACGAAAACAACCAAGACAUACGAGAUCAAAAAAUACUUACAUUCAUUCUCAAUCAUUACCAUCCAAUAACAUGGAAACUUCAAUAAGUUCAGCUAAUGUUGGUCAUCAGUUGUUACAAAAAAUUGGUUGGACACCUGGUAAUGGUCUUGGUUUGAAUCAAAAUGGUAUAAAAUCACCAAUAUCAAUCAAUUUUCAUCAACGAAGACAAGGUUUGGGUUAUGAAAAAGAACUAACUACUACAAAUGAAUCUUUAUCUAUUCAUUCUAAUCCAAUAAAUAUUUUUUAA